AUGAAAUUUGCGUUAUACGUUGUUGGUCUUCUUUUCCUGAGUCAGGAGGCAGUUGCCUAUAAGAAAGUCCAUCGUCCCAAGGUUAAAGAGACAACAUCGGAAGAAGUGAAACCAUGGAUCCGUACAAUCUAUGAAAGCCAAGUGGAAAUAGUGACUCCUACUGUUAUUGCCGGUGUCACUUUCUCCGGCAGACCUGCUCCCACUCCUGAUCCAUUAGAACCUUGGGUCUCAUUAAAGAAAGACGGUACUCCUCAAACUAUUAAGCCAGAAUUGAAAAAUGGUCGUACAAAGAAGGGUAGACCAGAAUAUUCAACGUAUUUCAAAACUUUAAGUGUGAUGACUUAUUCAUUUGAGGAUUUGAAAGCUCAUAAUAUGGAUCCUAACGAUGUACAUGAAGAAGAAGUAUAUGUUGAUGAAGAUGAUACUUAUAUUUCCUUAAAUCCUAUUAUUAGAUGUACUCCAGAUCGUUAUUUUUAUAAGGGGGUAGCUAAAGAUAUUCCAAGUGAGCCAUUUUGUACACCUCGUGAAAACUCCAUGUGGAAAGUCGGUAAGACUUAUUUCGUUUCUUGGUAUACUAGAUUCUUGGAAGAUGAACAUUCAGGUGAGGUUGUCGAUAAAGUUCGUAUUCAUUUAUCCUAUGUGAAGGAAAAAGCCAGCGAAAAGGGCUACCAUAAGAGAGAUAUUCCAGCAACAUUUUUCUCAUCUGAAUGGGUUAAAAACGCUGAUGGUAUUUACCCAAUUGAAAUUGAUGAAGAUUGGUUACAAGGCCAAUAUGAACGUAGAGUUGUUGUUUCUGUCCAACCUUUCAAUGUUCCAGAUGAUGAAUUUAACCCAUUAUUGAAUGGUGUCCUAUUAUAUAUAAUGAUGGGUUCUAAAGUGGGUAAGACUACUAAAGAAGAAUGGGCCCUUAUUGAUGCUGGUAUUAGUGAUGAGAAAUGGUACUAUGUGGCAAUUACUAUCCCAACAAUUGUCGUUGUCGUUGUGGUUUUCCUUUACUUCUUCCUACAUGUGAAUGGUCGUUAUAGAGACUUUUCUGAUGUUACUAAAGCCACAUUGGGCAAGAAACAUCGUGUUUUAGGUAAGAUUUCGGAUAUGAAACGUUUCAAGAAGAUGAAGAACCAUAAAUACGAUGAACUACCAAGUUUCAAAAAGCCAAGUAAGCAACACUAG
This is a messenger RNA of Naumovozyma castellii, 1170 nucleotides long. RefSeq names its product Psg1p (gene PSG1). The transcript has a single exon. The record is from RefSeq and is a predicted model, not a curated record. NCBI's taxonomy places the organism in Eukaryota, Fungi, Ascomycota, Saccharomycetes, Saccharomycetales, Saccharomycetaceae. Bases 1 to 1170 code for a protein of 389 amino acids.